This is a messenger RNA of Pollicipes pollicipes, 1149 nucleotides long. RefSeq names its product profilin-like. Gene Ontology annotation, molecular function: actin monomer binding. The record is from RefSeq and is a predicted model, not a curated record. Bases 77 to 463 code for a protein of 128 amino acids. Gene Ontology annotation, cellular component: cell cortex. NCBI's taxonomy places the organism in Eukaryota, Metazoa, Arthropoda, Thecostraca, Pollicipedomorpha, Pollicipedidae. The transcript is spliced from 3 exons.
CUCCAGAGGCCUGCCACUACCUGGCGCUUCUUCAUGCCAGGCACGUGACCGAGCGGUCGGCGCGUUUCUUGAAACUAUGUCGUGGCUGGAUUACGUCAACAAACAGCUGAUCGCCACAGGGUCAGUGCGGGACGCCUUGAUCGCCGGAGACGACGGAGUCGUCUGGGCUCAGAGUCGCGGAUUUGAGCCGAAGCCGGAGGAAGUGCUGCGUGUCAUCGAGUCCCUGAAGGACGGCGGACAGUCGCUGGCCGAGGACGGCAUCCGAGUAGCAGGCACGCGGUACAUCUACCUGAACGGCGAGCCCGACCGCUUCUUCAGCUGCAAGCGCAGCACGGUGGGCCUGUACGUGCGCCGCACGGAACGGGUCGUCGUCGUCGCCCUCUACGAGGACCCCGUCACCAGCCGGCAGUGCGCCGACUGCGUCAUCAACCUCUGCAACUACCUCGCCACGAAAGGGUUCUGAGACGACCGGCGGCGGCGGCGGCGGCGGCGCGGAGGGCGGACGUAAUGGGAAAGGCGAAGUGGUGCACGCAUAUCGACAUGGACGCAUGCCUGGCUAUGGAUAUGGGAGCAUCAUGUAUGGACGGCUUAGCCUCCGAAGCCGUCGGUAAUCUGACGACUGCAAACGCUCGUUCGCAUCUCAGUGACGCCGAAAAUAUCAACAGCGACUGGUCGUUCCAUUACCGACCGUUUAAACGAGCCGUCGAGCAGCGAGGCGCGCACCAGAACCACGCGUCAGCAGCCAACGUGCACGCGCCACGGAGCACGCAGCUUCCAUCCCCCCGAGCAUAGCUGCUCUCAUCAACGCCCGGCGAUUCCACGACGGCGCCAUCACGCCCAGCCACCCCGCCAAUAUGAAUUCCAGUCGGACCAAUUUGCCAGUGGCUGAACGAGCGGCCGUGCCCCAUCUGCCGAUGAUGGCGGUCCCAAGCACCAGCUGAGGUCAACAUCGGGCCGCCGCCCCCUGACGACAGAAUAGCGGCCAAUUUCGCGCCACUAGCUGCGCGCUUAUUCAGUCAUCGCAGUUACCGCGCGCUCAAAAUCCCAUUACUACUAUUGCUACUCAUUCGGCUUUGGUACAGGUUAUCCGACGCUGAGUUAUUAUAUUGCAACACACAUACAUAUUUGUUACUGAUAUCAAACCUAUUA